This is a messenger RNA of Hypanus sabinus (Atlantic stingray), 1783 nucleotides long. RefSeq names its product opsin 5 (gene opn5). Gene Ontology annotation, cellular component: membrane. The record is from RefSeq and is a predicted model, not a curated record. NCBI's taxonomy places the organism in Eukaryota, Metazoa, Chordata, Chondrichthyes, Myliobatiformes, Dasyatidae. Gene Ontology annotation, molecular function: G protein-coupled receptor activity. Bases 311 to 1381 code for a protein of 356 amino acids. The transcript is spliced from 7 exons. Gene Ontology annotation, biological process: G protein-coupled receptor signaling pathway.
UGUUGGGUUUAGACCAUACUCUGCGGGCCUGUUCGGUCUACGGGCGGCUCCAGCGAGGAGCGGAUCGAUUUAUCCAGUGAGGCAUUCAAGUAGCCACCAGUCAGAAGUUGGUGAGGCGCAGCCAGUGCAGACGGCAUCCUGAAUGUGGACCAGCAUUCGACUCUCUUCGCAGAAGGGACCAGGACCAGGACCAGGACCAGGACCGUCACCGAUCUUCAAGGGUUACUGUUAUUUUUUUCGCUGCUACUGUUUGGAGACUGCACGCGCGAAGAACGUUCAUCAGUUUAAUUGGUGACUUAACUGUUUAAGAAUGACGCAGAUCAAAAAUGACUCAGUAACUCACUCUGGUGAGGUGCCACCCCAUCUUUUGCCUGAAGAUCCGUUCAUUUCUAAACUGUCCUGGGAAGCUGAUGUGAUUGCUGCGUUUUAUUUAAUUGUCAUAGGACUUGUAUCAAUUUUUGGAAAUGGUUAUGUGAUUUAUAUGACAAUCAAACAGAAGAAUAAGCUAAAACCUGCUGAACUGAUGACAGUAAAUCUAGCGAUUUUUGAUUUUGGCAUGGCAGUCGGAGGAAAACCAUUCCUGAUCAUCUCUUGUUUUUCUCAUCGAUGGAUCUUUGGUUGGAUUGGCUGCCGUUGGCAUGGGUGGUCAGGGUUUUUCUUUGGAUGUGGCAGUCUAAUUACAAUAACUGUUGUAAGUCUGGACAGAUAUCUAAAAAUUUGUCAUUUACGGUAUGGUGUUUGGUUUCAGAGACGUCACGCCUUCGUGUGUUUGGGUUUCAUCUGGCUCUAUGCUGUAUUUUGGGCCACUAUACCCCUUGUUGGAUGGGGAGAAUAUGUUCCUGAGCCUUUUGGUACAUCAUGCACUCUGAACUGGUGGCUUGCACAGGCCUCUGUGAAUGGGCAGGUCUUCAUACUGAGCAUACUGUUUUUUUGUCUUGUGAUUCCAACAGCCAUAAUAGUAUUUUCCUAUGUAAAGAUCAUAAGCAAAGUGAAAUCAUCUGCCAAAGAGGUUGCACAUUUUGAUUCAAGAGUUCAAGGAAACCACCUACUGGAAAUUAAACUUACAAAGGUAGCAAUGUUAAUAUGCGCAGGGUUCUUGAUUGCUUGGAUUCCGUAUGCAGUUGUAUCGAUCUGGUCGGCGUUUGGAAGUCCUGACUCCGUGCCAAUUAAAGCUUCUUUGGUACCAACUCUAUUUGCAAAGUCAGCAGCAAUGUAUAAUCCCAUCAUAUAUCAAGUCAUUGACUGUCGAUGUAGCUAUGAGAGAAUCUGCGGCUGCCUCCGAUCGUCACAUCCAAAGACAUCGGACAGGAAUACAUGGACCAUCUCAGCAAGCAGAGACGUUGGGUACUUGGAAGUAAUUGAGACAAAGAUGGAGAAUUGAAACGGAGCUGAAUUCACUCUUUACAAGCGUUUCUGACUUCCACUUUGGAGUUUAAUUAUUAAUUAUCAACUGAUCUGAACAACAUCCAACACAUGAAAACCAAAAGCACACAUUGAGCAUGUCUUUAGAAAUAAACACACCAGUCUGUAGUUGCAAUUAUAUAUCAAAACAAUAUGGUUGGCCAAAGAGCCAAUUUUGUGUUGUGCUGCUCUAAGAUAGUGACUAAUCGGAUAGCUGUAAGGACACUGUGAUAUUAAAUGACUAUUAAUUCAAUAUUUCAAACUAAAACUGUGAUUAUUGUGAUAAAUGAGCUUGCUUGUUUUGGUUUAAAUAUAGGAUGAAGAAAUAUUUUUCUGCAGUGACAUUUAAUCUGCAUUUUAUAUAUUAAUAAAAAUAUUGUAU